AUGACCAGCAAUCGAGCAUUAGAGGCACAGCCAACUACAGCAGGAGUUCAAGCUAGAGUGACUGCCGAUGGGAUUGUGUUUGGUUGCCGCGUGGUGUCUCUUGCACUUGACAGCAGCACAAACAGUACAGACUUCACGAAGUCAUUUUCGGCGUGUCAAGCUGCUGUUUGCAAUGCAACCUGUCCGUACGGCAGUACCCUGCCAUCAGUGCUAGAUCUAUUAUCAGGGGCUACGAACGGAUUAGGAGUUGUGCAAGUGAAUAGACGUCCAGGCAGCUCAAGCAAUGUGAGGGUUGCACUCUAUUUCCUUGGCUCAACCUCAAGUUAUGUGCAACCAGGAGUGGCAAUUCCAACUCUGAGUCCCGAUCCAGGCUUCACAGUGACUGUAUGGAUGUUUCCACUCGUUGGCAGUCAAGGAACGAUUCUUAGCAAGACCAGAGACGGCGGGAGUACGCGAAUAUACAGUCUACGCGUCUUGACAACAGCAAUUUAUUUUGACUAUCUUCCCGUUGGUACAUCAUCGGGAUACAAAACUCUGGCACGUAGAACGUCUGCUGUCAAAAUCCUCCAGUGGAAUCACGUUGCCGUCACCAUCUACAAGAAGAACAUCGCAGUCUAUGUCAAUGGAAAGUUAGAAGCAGCGACGACACUGCAAGAGUCUAUCAGUGAUGGAACCGGCGACAUUGUGGUCGGUCAAGUCUUCCGCGGUUCUAGCACUACUACAUACCGAGGACAGAUGCAAGAGCUGUAUUUGUACACAGAAGCAAUUUCUGAGAGGAGUAUUCAGGAGAUUUAUUCUGGUCGUUUGCCACUAUUGUCAAAAUUCCAUACUUGUCGAUGUCCAUCGUCUCAUCCUCUUGUGGACACUACCAAUGAAUUGAUAUGCACCUCUCUUGCUGGUCACCCUUUCAGCAUGACGUCUCGAAUCAACUUGAAUGCUCAUCCUGUUGAAUAUGCGACUGACCCCGAUUCUCUGACGCGAUGGCAGUCUGAAGUUGGACAGCCAAGUGUUAAUCUUACAAUAGAUUUUGAAUACGGUGAAGUAGAGGUCAGGUUUAUGAUUGCUCAGUUCUACACACCACGCCCUAAAGUAAUGGUGCUUGAAAAAUCACGAGAUGGUCAAACAUUCAGUCCUCUUCAAUAUUAUGCUGAUGAUUGUCAGACAUAUUUUGGACUUCCAAAUGAUGGCCCAUUAGCAACUGCAACAGAUAUCAACUGCAUUACAACGUAUUCAAAGCAGAGUCCUUCAUCACAAGGUCAAGUAGCAUUUCGUCUUCUUGAUCCAAGUCGACCACAAGUGACUAGCUACGAUCGUUUACCAGCUCUUCAAGAUCUUGCAUAUUCAUCGUCGGUUCGCCUUAGGAUAAUCGAUUACUUUUUGAAUCAGACUUUGCCUGGACAUCUUUACUAUGGCAUAAUAGGUUUACGAGUUUUGGGUCGCUGUGAAUGUUCUGGUCAUUCAACCGAGUGUGCAGCUGAUGAUACUCAACAGAAAUGGGUGUGCACGUGUCAGCACUUCACUAGAGGACGCCAGUGUACUGAGUGUGAACCAUUGUACAAUAAUAAACCAUGGCAACGUGGAACUACUUUGAAUGCAAAUCCUUGUGUUCCCUGCCAGUGUAAUGGCCAUGCAACCAGUUGCCAUUAUAAUAGAACAUUGGAUCUUUUCCCUGACAGUCAGGCUAAAGGUGGAGGUGGCGUGUGUGAUAAUUGUAUGCACAAUACAACUGGCAUCCAUUGUGAUAAAUGCAUAGACAAGUUUUAUCGUCCAUCUGGUCGAGAGCUCAAUGCAACUGAUGUGUGUGUUCCGUGUGACUGCCACUUACCCGGUGUAGUGAAAGCUGAUCAGGUGUGCAUCAAAGAUGAUUCUGAUUCAUCUGUAACAGCUGGACAAUGUAACUGUAGACAGUUUGUGACAGGCCAACAGUGUGACUCAUGCCAGUCUGGUUAUUUCAAUCUUAACAGCAACAAUGCACAAGGAUGCGAGGAAUGUAAUUGCAAUGCUAGUGGCACAGUUAGUGGCAGCGGUGCACCAUGUGACCAAUUGAGUGGACAGUGUCAAUGCAAGAUGAAUGUGAUUGGCACGAAAUGUAAUCAGUGUCGAACUGGAACGUAUAGCUUGUCUGCAUCUAAUCCUGACGGCUGUAUUGGCUGUAAUUGCAAUGUGAAUGGAACUAUAGCUGGGUUGAUGUGUGAUAUUGAAACAGGUCAAUGCCAGUGUAAACCAGGAGUGACUGGACUGAAGUGUGAUCAGUGUCAAAUUGGGUUCUACAACAUAUCAGCAUCUGGGUGUGACCAGUGCCAGUGCAACUCAGCUGGAAUACUCUCUUCAUCUGGAGGUGCUUGUGACCAAGUGACUGGCCAAUGCGAUUGCAAGCCUAAUAUUGUUGGACUUAAGUGUGACAUGUGUGAGGCAGGAUUCUAUAUUCGGGAUCUUGCUAAGUUUGAUGGUUGCGUUUCUUGCAAUUGUAACACAAACGGCACUGUGGCUUCAUCUCCUGCAUGUUCUUCGGAUGGGUUAUGCAUGUGCAAGGCAUUUGUCACUGGGCAAAAGUGUGACUCUUGUGUUUCCUUGACAUACGGUUUAUCUGCUUCUAAUCCCCAAGGCUGCAGUCCUUGUGGUUGUUCAUCACGUGGGACUGUUGCUGGUAGUACAUGUGAUGCAGUGAGUGGAAAAUGUCAGUGCCUUCCUAGUGUGGUGGGACAGGCUUGUGAUUCAUGCUCUACUGGUUUUUAUCUGGCUCCAAAUGACCAGAGUGGCUGCCUCGCGUGUCGUUGUCACCCUCAGGGAUCACGUGGCUCAUUGUGUCAUCCACUGACUGGACAGUGUAGUUGUUUGAGUGGAGUUGGUAUUACAGGUCGAGCUUGUGAUUUGUGUGCACCUGGCUUCUUUGGAUUCUCUGGAACUAGUUGUCAGGCUUGCAAUUGUGAUGUAGCUGGUAGUUUAAGCGCCAACUGUCACCAGACCUCUGGUAAAUGCAGUUGUAAGCAAUAUGUUGAAGGAAACAAGUGUGAUCGUUGUGUUGCUGGGUUUUCUUAUCUGCAAGCUAGUAAUGCAUUAGGGUGCAGUGCACCACCUGAAGAACAAGGUCCACCUACUCUGCUUGCACUCAAUGGUUCUGCUGUCCAAUUGUCAUGGCAACAACCAGAGAAACCAAAUGGUCAAAUUAUAUUCUACAUUGGAAUAAGGAACAGCUCUGUUGUUGUUUUCAACACAACUGCGACAAAGUUUAUUGACACUUCUAUCAUUCCUAUCACAACUUAUUUAUAUCAAAUCCAAGCUCACACUAUUGUCGGAUCUACAACAAGUGCAUCUGUUACAAUUCGCACUCCAGAGGGUUCUCCAGUAGGCGUUGCUCCUCCUAGCUUGUCUGUGGUAGGACCUAGUACUAUUGUGUCUUCUUGGAGUGUGCCUGCUAUGCCAAAUGGUCAGAUUACAGGGUACAUGUUAAUUCAGGUACGUUCUGAUGGGCAAGAAGUCAAUCUGUUUCAAGGGAUUGGUUUGCACUUUACAGUCACUGGCUUGAUGGCUUUUACCCAGUAUUCUUUUAAAUUGCGAGCUUGCACAAAGGCUGGAUGCACCGACAGUUCUAUUGCAUCUGAGACAACAUUGGAAGGACGUCCAACAUUUCAGUCAGCUCCAGUUGCUCUCCAUAUCCUACCCACACAGUUGACAAUUGGCUGGGCAUUACCUUCUGAACCAAAUGGCUUACUGAUAGGAUUUAGAGUAUUCAGAAGAGAUAUUCCAUCUAGUGGAACUGAGACUCUGAUUUAUAGUACGAGUGAUAUUAAGAUGAACACAACAACUGUCUCUGGUCUUGUACCAUACACUGAAUAUGACUUUGCUAUUGAGUCAUUUACUUCUGCUGGAUCAACCAGAAGUUCUUAUACCAGGGUAAGAGCAGGACAGAUAGCUCCUCAGGGUGUAUUUAGUCCAACAGUCCUGGUUACAGGAGCAUCCACUGUUCAAAUUGUCUGGAAACAGCCUUCUGUUCCCAAUGGAGUUAUCAUUAGCUAUCGUCUCUAUCAGUUUGGAUCUCCAGAUAUCUUGCUUCAUGGUGCAGGGCGUACUGGUUCUUUUAUAGUGGCUGGACUGCUUCCAUUUACGUCAUAUUCCUUUUUUAUUGAAGUGUGUACUCAAGCUGGUUGCACUAACAGUUCUCAGACAGUGAAUUCUACGUUUGAAGCAGAACCACAAGGACAAACUUUACCUGUAGUGUCAUCAAUCAAUGCCACAUCUGUGUCACUGACUUGGCAACCACCUGAAGUGACAAAUGGGUUAAUUAGAAGCUACACCUUGGAGCGUCUUGCAGUUCCAUUUGAUGACAGCAGUGCGGUUCGGGGCAUACACUUUUUAGGCAAUGGUUAUGCAAUAAUUACUAACCCAGUAUUUUAUGGAGGAUUUGAAUCAACCAUUUCAUUCUAUUUUCGUACUCAUUAUCUUGAUGGUUUGUUGUUCUAUUCUGGUGAUUCUUUGCAACAAGAUUUUAUUGGCAUUCAGCUGUUGAAUGGUCGGCCAUAUUUCCUUUUUAACUGUGGAAGUGGAGCUGCAGUGAUUAACCUUCAGACAACAGCAACAUUUAAUGAUGGUUUAUGGCAUAAACUAGUGGCAUAUCGACGAGGCAGUAGUGGUAUGCUAACCCUUGAUGAUUUAUUAGUUGGAAGAGGAAGUUCACAAGGACCAGCAUCUGUUAUUGGAAGGAAUAGUGGUGUUCAUCUUGGAGGAGUAGCUAGCCCUUUCAGUGAUCCAUUUCCUGGUCAUACUGCUAAUUUUCCUCUUACUUCUGUCAGUUUUGCUGGAUCAUUGAGGGACUUAUAUUAUACUAAUGAUAAUAGCGGUGUUCAAGUUGAUCUGUCAAACCUGUUUUCAAGUAGUAAUGUUAUAGCUACUAGUAAAGGUUGCCCAGUUUCAACACAACCAGGGAUGCACCUCAAGGGAGGAGGCCUUGUCAAACUCAGUGCCAGCAAAGUUGCAUUCUCGUCAGUUAAUGUUGAAAUCAGCUUCAAUCUUAGAACAACUCAGCAGACAGCGUUGUUACUAUUUGGACAUGGUAAUUCUUCCUCCUUCUUCUCAUUGGAGUUGGUUGGUGGAGAACUUGUUUUCCAGUUUAAUAAUGGAGGUGGCAAAGCAAUCACUCAGACUACUUUUGGAGGCACAGGAGUUGUCUUGUGUGAUGGCAAGUGGCACACUAUACAGGUCACCAAGCAAGGAAGAAGUUGUGAGCUGUUUGUUGAUGGUUCUUCGGUGUCUUCAUCUAAUGCCCCAGGAUCUCAUCAAGUUCUGGAAAUUACAUCAGACAUAUAUGUAGGUGGUGUGAAUUCAGGAAGUGCUGCCUAUGAUGCAGCUCUCAUGUUUGGUGUUGAAGUUACAUCAUAUGCUGGCUGCUUGAGGAACAUGACUAUUGCUGGUCGGAGGGUUAGUAUCACUGCAGACAUUGCAGAGUUCUCAUUGGUCAGUUUGGCUGGCUGUCCUGAUACUGCUGUCACUUCUGUGUCAUGUACUGGUGGUAUGCCAACAACUGUAUUCUUAGGAAACAAGACAGUGGCAGUAGAUUCGACAAUCAAACCAUUUACAGAAUAUCUUUAUCGAGUGGCAUCAUCUAAUCGUGGUGGUUCAUCUUAUAGUAAAUGGAUUUCUGUUAGGUCAAAGGAAGCUGCAGCAACUGGAAUACCUCAGCCAAUCUUGUCAUAUAAUGGUGGUAGUAGUGUUCAAGUUGGGUGGUCUUAUCCAUCUCCUUCCAAUGGAAUACUUACCCAGUAUCGUCUGUUGUUGUAUCCAUACAAUCCUCAAUCACAGGACGGUAGUCCAACUGUUGCAGCACCAAUUGAAAUAGUCAUAAACGACGUAUUUGCUGUAUCACAUGUUGUGACAGGCUUGGCACCUUACACCCAAUACCAUGUUGUUUUGGAAGCUUUCAAUUCGGCUGGGGCUGCAAGUGGCCCUGCAGCAACUGUAUUAACUGGUGAAGCUGUUCCUGCAGGUGUUCAACCUGUAUCAGUGGUAUCACAAUCUCGGUCUCUAAAUUUCACGUGGAAUGAACCAGCUAAACCCAAUGGAAUUAUACUUUAUUACACAUUGCUUGUGAAUGGUCAUGUCUUGUUCAAUGGCAGCAUACGUCAUUACUUGCUUACUAGCCUGACCCCAUUUACUGACUACUCUGCACAGUUGUCUGCUUGCAACUCGGCUGGUUGUGGAUUUGGUGCACUACAGACAGUUUCAACUGCUGAAGCUCCACCUGAAGGUGUACCAGCAGCUAAUCUUGUUGUGCAAGGAGCACAAACUGUGUUUGCAACUUGGGAUGAGCCAACAACUAAGAAUGGUAUCAUAGUGUUGUAUGAACUUCAUAUUGUUAUAAGCCCCCUUUCCUUGCAGUUGGUGUACAAUGGAACAGCACGUCAAGCUACCAUCACCAACUUGAUAGCAGGUACAGCCUAUUCAUUUCGAGUGAAGGCCUUCACAAGUGCAGGCGGUACCCUAGGGCUUUCUAGCUCUGUGAGGACAUUGGAUGAUGUGCCAGAGGGAGUCACUCAACCUCAAACAACAUUGAUAAAUGCAACUGCAGUAAUGGUCAAAUGGCAAAAUCCACAAAAGCCAAACGGUGAUAUUACAGAAUACGUUUUACUGGAAGAUGAGAACGAGAUUUUUAGAGGUCUGUCAUUUACGUAUGUCUCUACUGCAUUGUCACCAUACACCAUAUAUGAAUAUAAGAUACAGGCUUGUACAACAAUAGGUUGUGGUACCAGUGCACCCACAUCGGUUAGAACACUUGAAGCUACACCAGAAGGUCAACCUACACCACUUAUUCAACUUGUUACUUCAACAUUGGUUCAAAUUGUAUUGGGUGAACCGAAGAGACCCAACGGAGUCAUUCUAUACAGGCUCUUUGUGUCAGGGGAGGUCAGUGUGUCCCUCAAUCGAACUGUCACAGAAUUGAGGACAUUUGUAGUACAUGUUGGCAACUCAGGAGUGCAGCCUGUUUUUGUUUCAAACUUGCUUCCUUAUUCUAACUACACAUUCUUUGUGGAGGUUGCUAACACUGGUGGAUCCAUAAACAGCUCAACUGUUAUCGUACAAACGCUGCCAGAUGCACCUUAUGCCGUUUCUACUCCGAUGGCUGAGGCUGUCAAUGCAACAUCAAUUCGGGUGACUUGGUUGGAACCUGGGCGUGUGAAUGGAGAACUGUUGUAUUACUUUGUUGUGUUGUUUGAGCUGGGGACUACUUCACAAACUUCUAUGAGCAUAAAUACGGGUCUGGCUACUGAGGCCUUGGUUUCCAAUUUGAAACCUUUCACUGUCUAUAAUAUUACCGUCAAUGUGACAACAAAUGGUGGAUCAACAGUCAGUGCUGCUACUAUUGCAAGAACGAACGAAGCAGCUCCUCUUGGAUUGGAUCGACCAACUGUAGUAGAAGUGCGCUCAACCAGUUUACUACUGGAUUGGGAUAUGCCUUCAUCUCCGAAUGGAAUUAUUAUCCAACAUCAUGUGCUUAUCAAUGGCACGCGAAAGAUCUCUCUUACUGGCAAUCAAUCCAGUGGGAACGUUACUGGCCUAUUGCCCUUUACAGUGUACUUAGUGGAGGUGGAGACUUGUAAUUCAGUUGGCUGUGUUCGAAGCGAUCCUGUCACCGUUAGGACUGCAGAAGCAGCUCCGGCAGGUGUCUCUGCUCCUAUCCUGACCUCACUUUCUGGUCGAUCUGUCGUUGUACGGUGGAAUCCGCCCAGUUAUCCAAACGGCUUAAUUCUGUUCUAUCACAUCGAACGCUUAUUAUACAACUCUAGUUCUGUUCCAGUGAGCGUAACUAGAUUAGACGCAGGCAACUUGAUUUCACUCCAGUACCUCGACGACUCUAGAGAUCUGAACCCGUUCACAUCCUAUUCUUAUAGGAUUCUGGCAGAAAACUCAGCAGGGAUGACGCCAAGCCCAUACAGCAAUGUGACAACUCGUGAAGCCGCACCUGCCGGUGUCACUCCUCCCACGGUGAGACCUCGAAGCUCGUCGGCUUUGGAUGUGACUUGGAACGUCCCGCUUCAACCCAACGGUAUCAUCACUCUCUAUGAACUGAAGAGGAUCCAAGCAGGCAGCGCUCAGAUCGACCGACGCCAGUACCAGAGCAAUAGGUUUGGUACAACUGCCACAGGCCUUCAACCGUUUACCAACUACACGUUUACUCUGACUGCCUGCACGGCUGCCGGCUGUACAGAGAGCAACAGCGUGUCUCAGACUACAAAUGAAGCUCUUGCUACCGGACUCGUUGCCCCCAUUGUCUCUUCGUUGAAUCCUGAAUCACCAACUCGUCUGUUCGUCUUCUGGAGUGCCCCUGCAGAACCAAAUGGCGUCUUGCUUCGCUAUGAGCUGCACAGAAAGAAUGUUAAUCUGUCUACAAACGGGAGUAACUCCGCGUUUGAGCAAGUCGUCCUCACCAAUCCGACGGUAACGAGCAUAAUAGACAGUGGGCUGAAGGUGUAUUCUCUCUAUCAGUAUCGAGUGACAUUUGUUAAUGGUGCUGGUUCAACUCAGAGUUCCUCUUCAGCUAUUCAACGCACUGGACCGGACACUCCAUUAGCUGGUCCAACAGUGAUGACGACAGUAGUCAACCACACGACUGUUCUUGUUCAGUGGACCCCUCCAGUUCUCGACAUUUUACGGGGACCUGUUAUAAAGUAUGAGCUGUUUGUGAAGGCCUCUGGAUCAGAUGCAAACGAGACUCUAGUGUCUAGUGAUCAGAGUGAACGUCGUUUUGUUACUGACCUCAUGCCCAACACGGAUUAUGAGUUUAUUGUGAGACUGGACAACGGAGUCGGAACUGCUACAAGCAACAUUGCCACCGCCCGAACCCUAGACGGACGUCCUGAAGGAGUGCGUCCGCCAUUAGUACAGACACUCAGCUCAAUGUCCGUUGAGAUCAGAUGGACAGAGCCGUCCAUGCCCAAUGGUCGCAUUCUGCUCUACGUAAUCUACAGAGACGGAGUAGAAAUUCACAACUCAAGCUUGCCGUCUACUUUCAUUGCGACCAAUCUGAAGCCAGCUACUAGUUAUGGAUUUACGUUGAGAGUUUGUACUGUCUUUGACUGCGUUACAAGUGAUAGUGCCACAGCUACAACAAGUGAGGAUCUACCUUUAGGUCUUGCAGCGCCAAUCGUUACUGUGCUAGGGGCACGAUCAGUCAAUGUGUCAUGGAGUCCGCCAAGCCAAUCCAAUGGUCAGAUCAUUAACUAUUUUGUUUACAGACGACAGUACGAGCAAUGCAUAGAGCCAACUGAGGACCCGACAGCGACCCCAACGAGAGAGCAAUGUACGUACAUUGAGUGUUCACUGUUGACACAAAGCCACUGUGGUACUGGUUGUUAUGACCCGUCGAAUGAGGUCUGUUGUGAUGGAACUGUCCAUGACAGUCGAGUAGGGUUUGCUUGUUGUGGAUCUAACUACACACAGCGCUCCAACUCGUUGGACGUUUGUUGCGGUGGAAUUUUUCAUUCCAGACAAACAGGAUUUGGCUGUUGUGGUAUGAACUAUGUGAGUAUGCCAUCGGGAAUGAUCUGUUGUGACGGGGUGGUGGGUACAGGUGACGGGUGUUGUGGCACCUCGGCAUUUGACACUUCGACACAGGUGUGUUGUGGUGGAGUGUUGAGGACGGCUCAUGUUAACGUGAAGUGUUGUAGAAACAACAUAGUAUUGAAGUCGAAAGUGUGUUGUGGUGGGACGGCAUAUGACUUUGAUGAGAAUCGGGUCUGUUGUGGAUCUCAGUAUGUUGUCAAUUCGACAUCAUUGUGCUGUGUGUCAACAACAGGAGCUGCAAGAUCGUACUCUUAUCGAAGUGCAGCUGCCAAAUUGUCAUCUGCUGAAGUGUGUUGUGGCACUGUAAAGAUCAUUGCUGGCUCUGGCUGUUGCAAUGAAGUCGGUUAUGAUCUUGUGACUCAAGUUUGUGCCGAUCGAUCGACUGCUCCCGGCAGUUCUCGAAUGUGUGGCUCUGGCAUGGUGUGCCCGUUCGGUCAGACUGAUGGUGCAUACUGUGACCGAUGCGACUUUGAUUUGAAUGCGCUGUCUUGUGGUGUCAUUGACGGGAAGCAUGUACUCAAAACUAUGAACGUAUCUUCGACAGUCGCUCCGACGCCUGUCGCUCCUCAACUCUGUCUUGGUGUGUUGGAAUUUGUCGCCAACGUUCAGGGAGUGUCACAUGUAGACAACAACGUCAGUCCGUACACACGUUAUGAUUUUCACAUCAUUGCAUUUAACAGUAUCGGAAAUGUAAGCAGCCCAGUUACUACGCGUACUACCGAUCAAGCUGCACCGAACGGUUUGUCUGCACUUGUUCUGACCGCUUCCACAUCGUCUUCUAUCAGCAUAACAUGGACAGUGCCAUUGAAACCAAAUGGAGUGAUUAGUAGUUACACAUUAUUUAGAAAUGGACAGAAAAUACAGCAAUCAUUCGAUUUCUCAUUUAGUGAUUCGAAUCUUCAGCCUUACACUUCAUACACUUAUUUGCUGGAAGUCUGCACGGCAGGAGGAUGCACCAACAGCUCUUCAGCGAGCGCUCUGACUUUAGAAGACAAACCGGCAGCUGUGGAUUUCCUUGUGGCUGAUGUAGUCUCGUCCACUAUUAUUCUCGUUCGUUGGAGAGCACCAGUUCCUGCGAACGGUAUCAUAAUAGAAUACCGUCUUUAUCAAGAUGCACCAUCUGUUCCUGUCUUGUCUGGUUUGGACACAAGCUACAACGCAACCGGCCUGUCUCCUUACACAACACACAUGUUUGUUGUGGAAGCGUGUACAAGCGUUGGUUGCACUCGGAGCGCUUCCAUAUCUUCGAGAACACUGGAAGCCGCUCCAGAGGGAGUGAAGGCUCCACGUGUAACGGCACUCUCUCCUACUUCCAUCGACAUUCAGUGGGACAUUCCAAGUUCACCAAACGGACGCAUUCUACAAUACUCGUUGCUGAGGAACGAAAUCAUCAUAUUCAACGGAACGGAUCGGAGUGUGACGGACAGAAAUCGAACUCCCAACACGGCAUACAGUUAUCGCAUUCGCGUCACUACCGGUGGUGGUUCUACCAUUGGUCCCGCCUCGACGGUCACAACACCAGAGGAUGUCCCGGAUGGACUUGCAAUCCGACGCCUGACUGCACUCAAUUCGACGGCCAUCGAAGCUCAAUGGACAGCCCCAACGCAGCCAAACGGUGUCAUCAUUAGGUACGUCCUCUACGUCGACGGUUCGGCCAUACAAGCCGCUCUACAAACGACAUUGAUUGCCGAUGGCUUUCAACCUUUCACAACACACGAAUUCCAAGUGGAAGCGUGUAAUGGCAAGGGAUGUGCAAGAAGUCAGCGCACGUCAGCGAGAACAUUACAAGCAGCUCCAGAAAACAUGUCUCCUCCUACCGUCAUUGCGUUAGGACCGACUGUAGUUCAAGUGUCGUGGUCGCCACCCGGCAAGCCAAACGGAAUCAUCACUCGCUACGAAGUGUAUCGUCAAGCUGCCGGUUCGGGGGCACCGGAACUGAUAGUGUGCGCUAGCAACAACGUCUCGGUGUUGACAUGCAGCAAUAGCGACUCGCAGUUGCGUCCGUUCAGUGCCUACCGGUAUCGAGUGCGCGCCGACAACGACGCCGGCAACGUCUACAGUGCAUACUCUCUCGUUACGACUCUCGAAGCGUCUCCCGCCGGACUCGCCGCGCCCGUCGUCGUCGUCGUCGGCGCGUCGGAAGUGAACGCGACGUGGACACCGCCGUCGAGUCCCAACGGCGUGAUCUUGUUCUACGUGCUGCGAUAUCGUCUCUUUCUUCUCGACGUCCAAGAUAGCGUUCCCACCGUCGCGGCUAACGUCUCCGCCGAUACAUUGCGGCACGUCGUGUCGGGACUGGAAGCGAGUACGGACUACGAGCUGCAGGUCGUCGCUUAUAACGGAGCGGGAGCUGUCGAGAGUGCGUGGCAGUUGGCGACGACGAGAGAAGGCUGUCCGGAACAGUUACAGCCCAUUACAGCAAAUGCGGACCCGAGCGGCACCGCAUUAUUUCUCACCUGGAACGCGCCGCUUAAGCCAAACGGUGGGAUCACGGUGUAUCGGAUCCAUGCCGAUGCUGUGUACACGGUCAGUUCGAGAAUGUUCGACUUUCGACGUCUGACUCCCUUUACGGGGUAUCGCUUUCAAUUAGAAGCGUGUACGACGGCCUGCUGCGCUCGCGGAGAGAACCAAACGAUAACGACAGCCGAAGUGACGCCGACCGGUCAGUCUGCUCCUCGACUCGUCGCAAGCACGUCUUCCCGCGUUUCUGUUCAAUGGUUGCCUCCCGGCUUGCCAAAUGGAAUAAUCAUUCGAUACUCGGUCUACAGACGUCAACCGCCGGCGACUCCGGGCAGUCCACCUUUGGGCAGUCCAACAGUCGUGUUUGUUCUGAACGUGACGAAUGCGUCUCUCGCUUUGUCGUACGUCGACGCCGGUCUGAUGCCGUUCACUACUUACCAAUACAGCGUGAUGGCCGAGAACAGUGUCGGUGGCGUGCAGAGUGCGUACGUCGACGUGAGAACGCUGCAGGCGUCUCCUCAAGGAGUCGCGCCUCCUCUCGUCGUCUCUCGCUCUGCCACGUCGAUUUCCCUGUCCUGGCGGAGACCGACGACGCCGAAUGGAAUAAUCGGUCGGUACGACAUUUUACGAAAUAACAGCGUUAUAUUGAGCACCGUAGACACGGUGUUCAACGACACGGUGUUGCUGCCGUUUACCGUCUACUCCUACUCUAUUGCUGCUUGUAGUGCCGGAGGCUGCACGCAGUCGAGCUCGUCGAUUGCCGUCACGCGGGAGGCGGCGCCGACUGUUGUACUGCCGCCGUCUCUGUAUACCGUCAACUCGUCGGCAAUCUACGUCAAUUGGAGCUAUCCGCUGCAAGCGAACGGUAUCGUGACGGAGUUUCUCAUCGAGUACACGAGCGCUGCACGACAGUCGGUCGGGUUGGAAACGGAUUUCCUCGCGACAAAUCUUGCUCCGUUUUCUCUCUAUGCGUUCCGUCUGACUGCGUGUACGGGCGGCGGAUGUACAACGAGCUCUCAAGCGAUUGCUCGUUCGGGCGCGGCUGCUCCACAAGGUCUCGCGCCUCCGACGUUGAAUGUGGUGGGAUCCGAGAGUAUCGAAGCGGUCUGGAGCGCACCCGCUGUACCCAACGGCGUUAUCAGUACGUACCGUCUCUUGAGAAAUGGCAGCGUCGUCUACAUCGGGAAAGACGUCCGAUUUCGCGACAGCGGACUGCGGCCGGGCGCGACGUACGUCUACAGUGUGCAAGCGACGACCAUCGGCGGAGGCACGGCGGAGAGCUCAACGAGCGUUGCGGCGACGAAUCCAGACGCUCCCGGCGGAUUACUGGCGCCUAACGUCGUGCCAAUCGGUUCGACUAACGUGACGGUCACGUGGUUGCCGCCCGCCAGCCCUAACGGCAUCGUCGUCAGUUAUCACGUCGUCGUCGACGUCGCUGUCACGCUGAAUGCCUCUCUGCAGUCGUUUCGUCUCACCGUGAGCGGAUUGGCUUUCUUCUCUCUCCAUUCGUUUCGUAUACGCGCUUGCACGGCUCGCGGGUGUAGCGUCAGCGACGCGACGGUCGCUCGUACACUGGAAGCCCCCCCGCGGGGGCAGAAAUCGCCGUCGCUCGUCGCUGCGGAUCGUAACGUGUCGCUCAGUUGGACCGCUCCGGACAUGCCCAACGGUAUCAUCGUGUUGUACGAAGUGCAUCGAAGGCCGGCGGAUUCCGGAAACAAAUGGAAACUGAUUUAUAACGGAACGGAUACGUUUUAUGUGGAUAGUGACCCUGUGUUGGUUCCCUAUACACGAUACGAGUAUCGCAUCACCGCAUACAACGGUGUCGGUUCGACGUCCAGCUUUGCGACGCCCGUCAGACUCGAAGAGAGCCAACCCGAAUCGAUUCCGGUUCCGCUCGUGUACGACGUCGCUUCGUAUAGUUUUCGAGUGAGCGUGCAGAAACCGUUGCUACCGAACGGUGUCGUUAUUGUCUACCACGUUGUUAUCAAUGGGACCGUUGUGAGCAGCGAUGUUCAGAGAAAUUUUACCGUGUCGCAGCUGCGUCCGUUCACCAUGCUUCAAGUGCGUUCUCAAGCGUGUACGUUGGCUGGUUGUGGAUCUAGCGACCCUGUUUACGUGCGAACUGGAGAAGCACCACCGCAAGGUUUAGAUCCUCCUACGUCUAUACAAACCAACAGCCGAGUCGUCGUUCUCAGUUGGACGGACCCCGACGAGCCUAACGGUAUUAUCACCGGUUAUAUCGUGCUGCGACGUACAGCGUGUCCACAACCCGCACAACCGUUCUUGAACGAGUCUAGUUGCGUGUUGGGUCAGGUGGAGGAAGUAUUCAGGUCGAGACGCAAGAGAGCGAUCGACAAUGACAAUAUCACGCAAACCAUAUCCAAUCUGAGGCCUUAUACUAGCUACCAGUUUCUCGUCCGCGGUCAAAACUCGGCCGGAACGACGUCGUCGUCUUGGUCUGAUGUGAUCACUACAGGCGUCGAGGAUCCCGAGACGAGUGGAGUUGAUAUCUCGGUGUCGAGUGAUGAUGUGGAGGUGAGCAUCGACUGGUCUCUCGCAUUCUACUACAACGAUAGGGUCGAAAGAUUUAUCGUAUACGAAGACAACGUGAUCGUAUUCGAGGGUUUCACUUCGACUCGUAUCGUCCGAACGGGACGCACCAUCGGACAGAUCUACAGUUAUCACGUCAGUGUACAGAGUAUUACAGGCGGUACAGCUGUAUCUCGUCGUAUAACGCACGUUUUCGGACUCUCGACCCGACGACCGCAGCUCACAACCAGUUCUCCGGGAGUCAAACCAUCACAAGACAAUACAAUACGGAUAGCAACUCAAUUACCCCAAAAGGAUGAAACUCCUAUCUAUAAGUCUGCAGGCUUCAUAGUGGGAAUUGCCGUCAGUGUGAUAUUAAUUGUCUUUAUCGUCGGGGCUAUUAUCAUGAGGCGCUCGACGCCAGCUCAAGUGGAAGAGAGAAGUGGAAGACGAUACAAGAUGUCACAAAUACCAUAUCAAGAUCCUGCCAUGUGGUCAAGACCAUCUCCAUCAAGAAGAAGAGGUUUGUCUCCUGCUACCAGUGAGCGAGCUCUGUUAGAAGCGGACAUCCCUAUGGCUUGGGAUACGGGAGUGUUACCUUCUGAAUCUAUGGAAGAUCACAAGGGAUUGAUGGUUGAUCCUGGGUCAGUCUAUUAUAAGGAUGCGUUUAUUGGCGGCGAACACACAACAUUCAAAGACACGCAUCUGUAAUACGUAGACGCAUGGGUCGUAUAGAGACACGCGCGCUGUUUGUAUAAAUUCGUACUCGUCGAAGUGUUAUCGAAGUGUUAGAAUGAGUCUGUACUUUAAUUAAGUACUACGCUUUUUGUAUGAUGAGAUGUAAUAUGUGACCGACCACAAGUGACCGGUAUCGAUCGCGCGGUACCGGGUGCUCA
Molecule: messenger RNA, 15440 nt
Organism: Corticium candelabrum
Lineage: Eukaryota; Metazoa; Porifera; Homoscleromorpha; Homosclerophorida; Plakinidae
Product: usherin-like
Exons: 19
Coding region: 1-15255 (5084 amino acids)
Molecular function (GO): protein binding
Source: RefSeq, a predicted model, not a curated record